AUAAUGACUGAUAAUGAGGGACGGAGGCUGCUCGAGAAUGAGGAUCAGAGGCUUCUCGAGGAUGUGGAGCACCCCCUGGAGAACCUGGACAUGGAUCUCCUUCUAGAGAACAGGCUGGGGGAGUUCGGCAGAUAUCAGCGAACCAUCUACUUUCUAGUCUGCCUUCCAGCUGCAUUAACAGCUGCUAUCACAAUGGGAAGCGUUUUUAAUGAACUUGUUCCUCCUCAUAGGUGUCAGGUUCCUGUUUGUGAUAGUGGUGUAAUCCCUCACUACGCUGACGCAAAUCUACUUGGUUACGCAAACUUUACGCUUCCCCAGACUAAGGACGGAUGGGAUGAAUGCAAUAUGUAUCAAGAAAUCUCCAAUAAAAGUUGUAGUUCUGGAUCCUUCUCCACCAAUCUCACUCAACCAUGCUCCAGAUUUCUUUACGCUAAAGAUACAAUGGAAUCUACUGUUGUCACAGAUUUUAACCUUGUCUGUACUCAAUCAUGGAAGGCUCCUCUGAGCAACUCCAUUUUCUUCAGUGGUGUUCUGGUCGGCGCGCUAGUGUACGGUGAACUUGGCGACAUCUUUGGCAGGAAGAAUGUGUUUAUGUUGUGUAUCCUGCAGUGUUCCCUGGGGGGGAUCCUCUCCAUCUUCUCCACAGACUUCACCACCUUCUCCACACUGCAGUUCUUCACAGCUAUGGGACAGGUUGGACUUUUCCAAUGCUCCUUCGUUCUUGGUAUAGAGUUGGUUGGGAGAAAUAAACGUGUAUUCUGUGGAAUUAUAAUCGAGUUCUUUUUUGUGUUUGGUGAGCUCAUUCUGGCCCUUGCCGCAUGGAUACUCAGGGAUUGGAAGAAGAUUGUUCUUUCUUAUUCAGUUCCUGGUCUUCUCUUCUUCAGCUAUUAUUUCUUCCUUCCCAGAUCAAUUAGGUGGUUGAUCUCAAAGAGAAGGUUCAAGGAGGCUGAGCUUGAGCUGCAACGCAUUGCCAAAUGGAAUGGGGUUGAGCCGCUGAAAUCAGAAAAUUUUAUCAAAUUCAGAAAACCAGAACCUCAGGAGGAGGUGAAUGAAGAACACGAGGGACUAUUAUCCCUGCUACGCCGACCUAAACUAACUGGUCGUCUUCUAACAAUAUUUUUCUGUUGGACAGUGACAACUCUGGUCUACUAUGGGUUGUCAUUCAGUGCAGCAAGCCUAGCUGGAGAUGCCUACCUUGAUUUUACCCUGCUUGCCUUGGCUGAGUUCCCAGGGUAUACGCUCUCCUACCUCGGCAUGCAGUACUGGGGCAGAAAGUAUACACUGUCAUGUUCUCUGCUCGUUGCUGGAGUAUCCUGUCUAGCAUCAAGUAUUCUUCCUGCUUCAUGGCCACCUUAUAUACAAACCAUAUUCUUCCUAUUAGGAAAAUUGGGAGCCACAGCAUCAUUUGGAACUGCCUACCUAUACACUAGUGAAUUGUUCCCUACUCCUGUUAGGAACCUUUGUGUAGGGCUCAGCUCAAUGACCGGAAGAAUUGGAGCAAUAACAUCGCCGUAUAUCCUCGAUCUGGGAGAGAUGACAGGAGUCAGCUGGGCUCCCAUGGGAGUCUUUGCAGCUGGAGCUAUAACUAGUAAAUUAUUAGUGGGUUGUCUAUUCUAUUUCUACCAGAAACUAAGGGUAAAGAGUUGCCGAGUACAUUGGCUGAAGCGGAAGAAUUAAAUUCAUUUACAGUAUUAGAUUCUCAAAGUACAUCAUUGCAGAGUUCAACAGAGGAUAAUUCACCUACUGAAUAGUACAAGAAGGAAACGCGGUACUGCAAAUAGCUAGCUGUACAGUGUACACGACGGUACAAGUUUAAUUUCGUAGAUCCGUCCACAUUUUUUGCAAUGAAUUUACUCUUAUUGGAAUUAUUUUUGAUAAUACUGAACAAAGGAAUUGAGUCUGUGCCAUAAACUUUGAUUUUAUAAAAACUUUUUUCAAUCCAAAGUCGUAGACCUUGAUUGAGAUAUUUCUUCUUGGAUUAAAAAAUCUAUGUUUACACCAUCAGGUUGCAGAGAUAUGGGGAUUAUAAAUUUUGAUUUCGUCGCAAAGACUCAAUUUACCUGACCUAUGUAAUUAGUGACUUUUACCAGAUCUGAGCAUUUUAUCUUGGUAUUUUUGUUUUUAUGAUUGCAUUUAUUGUUAAUGCAAUAUUUUGGAUAAACUCACACAAGUAAUUCAUGCAGUAUUUUUUUUGUGAUGAAUGAUAUUUUGAUAAUACUUUGAUUCAUUAAAACCUAAAUGAACUAGCUUAGUUUGUU
Eurytemora carolleeae is the source of this 2258-nucleotide messenger RNA. Its product is annotated as organic cation transporter protein. The coding region runs from base 4 to 1677 and encodes 557 amino acids. Gene Ontology annotation, cellular component: membrane. The record is from RefSeq and is a predicted model, not a curated record. Lineage: Eukaryota; Metazoa; Arthropoda; Copepoda; Calanoida; Temoridae. The transcript has 19 exons. Gene Ontology annotation, molecular function: transmembrane transporter activity. Gene Ontology annotation, biological process: transmembrane transport.